Messenger RNA from Scleropages formosus (Asian bonytongue), 515 nucleotides. RefSeq lists its product as uncharacterized. The transcript has a single exon. The coding region runs from base 15 to 515 and encodes 166 amino acids. The record is from RefSeq and is a predicted model, not a curated record. Lineage: Eukaryota; Metazoa; Chordata; Actinopteri; Osteoglossiformes; Osteoglossidae.
CUGAGCCCCUACUCAUGAGUGGCCGCGCGCCGGACGGAGCCGCGCGUCCCGUACCGGCGUGCGCCUCCAACGGCACGGCGCGCGCCGAGGGCACGUGCGCGGCGCACGUCGCGCCCCUGCUGCAGGCGUUCUCCUCCACGUCCGUGCUCUUCGUGCUCGUGGCGCUCAUCGUCGGCGUCGUGCUCGUGUCGCUCGCCACCUUCCACGCGCACAAGCGCAAGAUGAAGCGGCGCAAGAUGCAGAGGGCGCAGGAGGAGUACGAGCGCGACAGUCGCAGCCCGAAGCCGGCCAAGGGCGCGAAGCCCGCCGCGCGCCACUGCGUGGUGGCGCGAGCGGCCACCGGCGGCGGUGCGGCGCCCGAGCCGGCGCCCGCGCCUGCGGACGACGCGCACGAGCACGAGGAGGAGCGCGAGGACGCGCGCGAGCGCGAGCACGAGGACGCCGGCUCCGAAGCCCACAGCGGACACGCGGAUCGGGGAAGCGGCGCGUUGCUGGAAAGUGUCGCGCUGUCUUGA